AUGUAUAACGUGGUACACAUUGAUGAGAAAUGGUUUUUUAUGACAAAAAACUCACAAACAUUUUAUUUGGCACCAAAUGAAGCACAUCCUUACCGGAAUUGUAAGUCCAAAAGGUACGAUACCAAAGUAAUGUUUGAGGUUGCAUUGUCCAGAGCAGUUUGUGGACCAGAUGGUGAAUGUCUAUUUGAUGGGAAGUUAGGAUGUUUCCCACUGACAGAAGUUAUUCCAGCAAAGCGAUCUAGCAUACAUAGAGUGGCUGGCACUUUGGAGACAAAACCAAUCAAGAAUAUUACACAAUCAGUGAUAAGGAAGUUAUUUAUUGAGCAAUUACUUCCCUCAAUCAAGGCAAAUUGGCCAAUUGAUGCAUGUGGAACCAUUUGGGUUCAACAAGAUAAUGCUACACCACAUUUGCAACUACAUGACAUUAAAUUCAAAAACGCAGCAAACACAGAUGGUUUCAACAUACAUCUUAUAGCACAACCCCCAAACAGUCCGGACUUUAAUGUUCUCGACUUAGGGUUCUUUAAUGCAAUUCAAGCAAUUCAACACCAACAAGCCCCUAGAAAUGUAGACGAGCUAGUAAGUGUUGUCAAGUAUGCUUAUGAAAUUUUUGAGCCUCGUAAAGUUAAUCAUGUGUUUCUUAGCCUACAGAAUUGCAUGCUUGAGAUAAUGAUGGUGCAUGGUUCAAAUAAUAAUAUACAACCACAUCAUGAAAAGGAAAGGAUGGAAAGAGCAGGGAAUUUGCCAACUUACAUAGAAGUCCCAAUUCAGUUGCUAAAAGAAAAAAGAGCAGAGGCAGAAACAGAGCAGAUUCCAAGGGAAACUAAUAUCUCAAUUGGGCAGGACACGUCUAUGCAAGUUCAUGAAUUGGAAGGAAUGAUGCAGGACAUGCGCAUUUCAAGGAGGUGA
Molecule: messenger RNA, 909 nt
Organism: Chenopodium quinoa (quinoa)
Lineage: Eukaryota; Viridiplantae; Streptophyta; Magnoliopsida; Caryophyllales; Amaranthaceae
Exons: 2
Coding region: 1-909 (302 amino acids)
Molecular function (GO): nucleic acid binding
Source: RefSeq, a predicted model, not a curated record